Molecule: messenger RNA, 17827 nt
Organism: Acanthaster planci (crown-of-thorns starfish)
Lineage: Eukaryota; Metazoa; Echinodermata; Asteroidea; Valvatida; Acanthasteridae
Product: mucin-5AC-like
Source: RefSeq, a predicted model, not a curated record
GUGGAAGGUUGCCUGGGGGAGGGGGGCUAGGUGUGCCUUCGAGUAUAGGGGACCCAAUAUGAUGAUGAUAAGACGCCAGAUUCCACUGAUUUUGUAGUCUAACAAUUCCUCAGAGUAUACAAAAUCAUGGUUGGCAAUCUUGAUGGCUUAUCUGAUGCAGUAGAGGAACUCAGUGCUCGGUGCUGUUGAUAAGUUCUGCCACUGACUAGCCAGGAACACAUGCUUUGGUUUGCACAGUACGUUUGAAGGUUUCAUGAUGGGAAAUUUGAUUUAAUCUCCUCCCCAGCUGUGAUCUUUGUAUUCGUUGAGUCUAGUAGACAGGUUCACAUACCCCGAUUUACACUUUGCCACAUUUACUGGGGCUCUUGUACACACCGCAGUGCUUAUCUGUCCUUGUGAGAUUGAAGUAAUAAGGAUCUUAAUCCCUAAAGAUCGCCGUGUUGACAACUCAGAUGCCAUGCCUGCUGAGAAGGAAGUGGUGGAAUUACUUGAUCUAGGGUACAGGGGAUCCUCGGUCACAUCCUCUUAUACUUCAAGGCUUCCAAUUCCCCAAGAUGAGCCUCUCCAAAAUUAUCCCCUCAGUUGCCUGAGGACAGACGAACCACUCUGACACACCAAAGAGAUUUCGUAAUAGUAAAGAUAGUUAGUAUAAACCACUUUAACCCCUGACCCUUGACCGACUUCCGAUCUAGUAUUGACCAAUUUGACCUUGACUUCCGGUAACAAGUAAGUAGAUAAGGGGUCACGACUUCCGGGUGACUAAGUAGGUAAGGGGUCACGACUUCCGGGUGACUAAGUAGGUAAGGGGUCACGACUUCCGGGUUAGGAGAGGUUAGUGGGUGAGCGACGAAAAGGUCAAAGGUGUGUGUGUCGAAUUAGCGGGUGAGAGGUCGGAUGAUGGGGGCGUAGCCGCGGCAACGGUGGAGGAGGUGAUGGGAUGUUGUUGCAGGUAAUUAAUUAAAAGAGAAAGUUGCAAGAAGGAAAAUAAGAAAAUCGAACGAACUUAUCCCGAGCUUCGUGCGCGACGUGCCUCAUACUCCAAAGUUGAUGUUCACAACAUAAACACAUAGACUGACACCAGGACAGAAAAGGAAUUAUCUCUUUUUUGAACAUUUGUGACCCUGGGUAGGGUCUGGCGGAGAUGCCCCGAAAAUUCGAGGCUUCCAUUUCAGCCCAAAGAUGAAAACCUUCAAAGAAGCGGGGAUCUCCAAGGAGGAUAAGAUGAAGCGGAAAGACUUCCAGUCUUCCAUCGUCAAUUCAUCAAGCCUCUUGUCGGCUGACUGGAGCUCCUUUUUUACUGCCCACCCCGCCAGCUCUUUCAAGGUCAAAGGAGACCGUGACGGCAAAUGGGUCGGGUACUCGGUGUCGACCCACCCGUGUCUUUGCGCCAAGCAGCACUGCAGCUCCACGGGUAUCGGAAGUUGCAGUGCAAUAGGCUCUGGAACUCGCAACCAGACGUCGCCCGUAGCUUGGUGUAGGUGUAGAAAUACUGCAUUGUCUACCGCGUCGGCAGCCAGCACCUUUGGGGUCACGGUACGGCCCAUUAAUUGAUGAUGGUCGCCGCACCGUCUCUGUAAGUGAACGUGCCGGGCCGCAGUCCACAAGUGCUUCAGCGUGCAGAGUUGUACCGGCGUCGAGCUACCUUUCUCGUACCAGAAAAUAGCAAGUGUAUAGUAAAUCUUGCUAUUCUCGAUGAUCUCUUCAGGAGGUUGGAGAUCUUUUAUAUCUUCCCUUUAAUAUGGACCAAUAUAGACAAUCGAUCAUGUCCAACAGAGUCUACGAGUCGAAACUCCAUGGUGAGUCAGUGAAGUAAUGAAUUGCUUGGCCGUCUCAAGUGUUUUUUUUUGUCGCUCUGCGUGGUAUUAGAUUGUAUACACGCGAAGAAAUUAGGUAACGGAAGAACAAAACAAAACAAAAAAAAGACCAAAAGAAUUCAGAAUAAAUACGGAAAAGACUAAAAUAAUUCAGAAUAAAUAAGAAAUAGAGAGAUAAGAAUUGAAUAGGACGGUUUCUGUAUUUACACGGUGAAGGUCAAGUUGAAAAGAUCCACGGUGACAGUCACGUGGGAAGGGUUCGAAUCUGAAGCGCGCAUUGAAAUUGUGCGGCGACAAUCAAACUCAGGAGAAAUGUCCGAGACCUCCUCGCAUGCACAGGACAAGAAUUCAGUUAGAGGAGGAGGAAAGGACAUGCAGCAAAUACCAAUACUGGAUACACGGUUAAUAUCCCUAUGUGCCAACUCAAAACGCUGAAGACUCUCAUCAGCAAAGGUGCUACUGGACUUGCCACUAGCUGGUUUAAGCUCAUCUUCGGCUGCUUCAGGUGGAAUGGGCACCGAAAGAUAAAUAUUGUAAUUGCCCGAAGGAAAAUUGAAGUAAGGGUGAGAACGAUUGCCGUAGAGCCAAUUUUUGGCUUUGGCUAGUUUGUCCAUGGCGUUUACGCAUGCAUGAUCAAGCACAAGUUCGAGGAAGACAGAAUGAGAAGACGUCGACCUCGGAAAGAAAUGCUUGGAUGUGGGGAGAUUCUGAUCUUCCGGCAGGGGAGCAGGAGUUGGAAGUCCCAGAACUUGUAUCAUUUCAUGCUGGAGCAGGCAAAGGCGGAACUUGGAAGGAGAGAGAUCCUUUCCAGAAUUAGGUUCCUCCUCAUCAGGAGACUGAUGACCCUCAGAUACAGACCGGGGAAUGCUCUCUCAAACAGAAGAUCCCCGUAAGUCAAUGGCAAUACCAGUCCAAUGUGGACAGUAUUAACCGAGGGGUGAGAACAGCUGGGAACACCAACUAAGCGUCUAGACCGUAGGGUACCGAGUCAAGCACAAAGCUGCCCUGCGCAAGGGGCAUAUUCACACACGCUCCAGCUGUAGAAGAGUGCAGACAGGCCAAAGAUGAUGCUCGACGCUCGAAAAAAGCCCAUAGGGUGAGACUCGCUCGCCGAAAUGCCGUUAUGAGUCACCCAAGUUCUCUCUCAAGCGACAGACUCAACUACUAUAUGCUCCAGAAGGUCAGUAGGGAGCGUAAGUGGGCCAGAGAUAGAUCUCGAAGGGACUGUGGGCGCACAAAGUAGAGGCACAGUAGGAACCUGGAAUGGACCGGCAUGCUCAAACUACUGCGAGUUGUGAAAAUCUUGAUGGUCAAAGGCAAACUCGCGUGCUCGACAGUACAGUACUGGAGCAAAUAAGGGUAUCGCAUUGUCGCACCCCGAACGGCCAAAAAGUGAAUAAUAAAGUACCACACUGUCCUAUUCCCUAUGAGCUCAAGGAUACCGCAACCAACGCACUACCGUCCCACUAAGCUAAGCAACCCCUAGCUCGGAGGCGACUGGAAAUGAGAAACAGGGUGGAAGGACAAAAUCUCUCCACACCGGAAUCUAAUGCACAGAAAAGGGGAGAAAAGAAAACAAUACGCCCGUACCAAACUACAAAUAUACACAGAAAUGGGCAAAGGCCAAGCUAACUAAAUGCUUCUAAUACUUUAUUAUUCCAUAAUUAAACAGAGGGAAUGAAAAACAGACACAAAAUAUAUACGUGUACAUGAGCAAGACUUUCCAUCAAUUUUAUCCGGAACACAACUAUGUACAAAAAUAUACAAGAAGCCAAGAAAAGCAAGCAGCCUGGCAAUUCCAACACAAACUAAACUAAAAUGAACCAAAAGUCUGCAGUCAAAGGAACAGUUUACCGUUCAAAGGAACGAGUAGAAAAUAAGAAUAAAGUGUUGAUCUAGAAAUAACAACGUGACCGUAGGUAGCGAAAGAAAUUCCCCAAAAUAUUCGGAGGACAAAACACAUCCGUAGCAUAACGGCACUAAGAAAAAGAGGAAGAUGCAUGGCAGCCGUUUCACAGGGUCGAGCAAGUGAGGGCGCAGUGCCAAGUGAUGGAGAAUUUAGCAAAUGGAAUGAUGGAGUAGGAAAUAAUGCAUAUAAUCUGCGUAGGUCGCAGGCAGUAGAUCCACUUGUUAUUACAGUGCCAUCAGCAACAUGAAACAGAAGCUACAGGUCUUUGUUCGGCCUCCCAACUCACCAGAAACAUUUUGUUUCCAAAUGGAUCCAGAGACAUCUAUCUUCUCCUUGAAAGAGUUCGUACACAGUAAGGUCAGUGUCCGGCCCAAAAAUCAAUACAUGUACAUCAAAAAAACUUUCAGGUAUGUGAUAAUGAAAAUACAAAUUUUUGCAUUUGAAGUAUCAAAUAUUAAUCAGGUUGAACUAUAUUAUGUCAAUCAUCCUAGUCACAAAUGUAAAGAAGUAACAAAUACAUACAAUACUUAGAAAUGAAACCUUAUGAGGUUUGGGGACUGCACAGUUUAUUGCCUAAACAUCUUCCCAUGGGGUUACUUUUCCAGCUCUGUGACUAACUUAAUCUUCAAAAGAGUGGUGUUGACAAGGACAAAAAAUCCUUCUUUCUCUUUCCAUGAAAACCUGAAUCAAAAUGGGCAGAAAGGUAAAAUACUCAAGAUGAGAAAUUUGGGUUAUUACAUGAUCAUGCCCUCUCAAGAGAAUUUUCUGAUAUCGAGAGUCAGGAAUACAAAAGUUUUUUAAAUACAAUGAUACCAAUGUACAGGCCCUUUCCUAUCAUUUCGUGAAUUGUUAUUUCUUAAAGGUUAAACAAAGCUACCAGAUAGGUUAAUCAAAAUCUGUUUAAUUACCUUCUGAUGACUUAUUAAACAAAAUAAACUCUGCGUCAAUUGAACAAAUUUCCAUAACUAAAAACUGUUCUUACUUAUCGAAUUCAUGGUGAUUAAUAAGUCAUAUAACGCAUCUUGUAGUUCAAAUUUAUUUAACCAUUCAUUACCUGUUCUCAGUGAAAGUAUUUUCUUUCAUGACGUAAAGAAAUCCCAACCAGACGAAAAGAAGUGACAGAAGAGCAGCAAAGUGAAGAAAGCAGAGCAUCAACUCAAAUAGGGAAUGGAGCAACCUUCUGACAAAGACAAAACUCAGCUUUUCUCGUAAACUACGAUGCAAUAUCGUAGUGGUCCUAGGCAUCAUCUAACUAAACGUUUGAAAACAAAUAACAUUAAUUCAUUUUUUGAAUUUACCAAUUUGUAGUUAGGAUGACUGAGUUGAAAUGAAACGACUAACAUUUUUCCAAUGCUGUAUAACAACAUCUGUGUUAUCUGCUAAGAGAUAAACCUAAGUGAGGAAAACACCAUUUUGGCAGUUUAAGAUAGGUGAGACAAAUCUUUGUCCAAAAUCCCCUACUGAAUGGACCGAAAACACUUUGUUUCCAACUGAACCCAGAGACAUCUGUCUCAUCCUUGAAAGAACUGAUCAACAGCAAGAUCGGCAUCUAGCCCCCACAUCAGCACCUUUACAUCAGGAGAAAUUUCCAGAAAUUCCAGGUGGGUAUAUUACACAUAAAACCAACACUGCCGCAUUCUAUAAACAUUAAGGAAUCAACCAUUUGUUCUAAUCACAGAAAUUUAUUUUCUAGGCAUAGUGCAAUGUCUUCAACUCCUAUUUUCAGAUUUUAAGUAUUGUUAGUAAGUUUGUUGGAUUUUUGUCACACUAUCUUUACAUGUUCAGUCUAAAAACUCAGACUUUGCCCUUGAAGGUAUGCAUGUUUGCAUUUUCUUUUCAGCUCUGUGACUUGCUUAUAUUCAAUGACCAUGAAAUUCACCAGGACAAGAACAUCGCAAUUAGUCAGUCUUCUGAUGGCCUGCUGGGUGGUGGACAGAAAGGUAAAUAGCCAUUGGAGAUAUCAGUUUUUAAGAUGGAAAUUUAAAAUCCCCUCAUCGUAGGUAAUUCCCAGCAGGAUGCAUAUUAUCAUCAGCCCUAAUGAAAUGAAAACAUAAUUUGAUAUAAACAAGGAAAAUCAUAAAGGACUUCUUAAAUUACAAAUACUCAACACAAUCAGUAAGCUGCUGGUUGUAAUCUUAUUAGUCCAUUGUUACAUGAAAUUAGUACCAACAGGACAUCAAAUAUUUCUAGAACUGCACUCUAAUAGUCCAAUUUAAAAAGGUCAGCUGUGUGCAUUAAGUGCAUUACUUUCUUCUCACCUCAAAACAAUCGGUCAAAAGUCUGAGAAUCUGAAAGGUUUCUGAUGUGAAGUUCACAUAAAAAUGUAGCGACAAAACAAAUUUAAACAGCAAACAUCAGGCUCAUGCGACCCAACCUAAUCCCAUACUUCCAACAGUACCACCAUCCCAUUCACCCCACCAUACUCCAAACAGCCACACCAAGUAAAACCCACCGACCAAAUUAAUGGCUGACUCGCUGACCAACCAAGUAACUACAAACUAACUUGUAAUACUGAUAUGAUUGAAGAUGACAGCAUUAUUUAUUACAUCUUGACAAGAUACUUGGGGUGAUAUAAAAAUGGUCUACCCAAGCUUGUCAAACUGAAAACUUAUCCCCUCAGAAUGACAAGUUAAAUCCUAUCGUUUUGGACAUUAUUUGAAUAGUGUGGGCAAAGCAAACUCUGUCUUUGCAAAAGACUUCCUGGUGUUGGAUGACAUGUUGUCUUUAAUAUUUCUGGCUUCCUUACUUCGUUUUUACUUUGUUUUGUCCACAUAAAAGGCAAUGCAGAUAUACAGUCUACAAUAUCACUGUAAUAUCUUUCAAAGAGGUUCAAUUUGCUUUUGGCAGACAAAAGCCAGAUUGAUGAUCCACUCUUCCAGGACCUAUCCAUGAAAGUAAAAGAAUCCUGGGAAAAGUUGGCCAAGUGCCUAGGAUACAGUGAAGAUGUCAUGCAAAUCCACACCAUCUCUGAAGACAAAAAAGAAUGCUGUCAUCACAUGUUUCUGUCUUCAUUGAAAAAGCAGACAAAUCAUGAAGCAGGACUCAAGAGGCUAGAAGAAGCAUUAGCAAAUGUUGGUUUUGCUGAAUUGUCCUCACUGGAGCCAGGUGAGUCUAUAUGCACAUCUUGAGAGUUUGUGUUGGAAUGAGAGCAUUUUCAUCAGAUCAUCUGUGUGUAAAGCAGCUUUCAAUCCCUAAGAAAGGCCACACUAUGCCAUGUCCGAAAAAAUCCUGAAAGCGUUUUACGAUACGAAAAAAAGGCAAGACGUUGAGUCAAUUUAUAGACUACUUAAUUCAAAAGCUUUUUUCACCUUCAAUAAAUUAAAUUGAUUAAAAGACAAAAAAAUAAAAAGAACAGAGGGUUUGCAUUCAUUACUAUUUUCAAUAGUAUAGGGUCCACGUGUACAUCAAAGGGUUAUGGUAACCUUACAUAUCAUUGAACACCUUUCUUUUAAAGAAUCAGACCAAGAAGAUAUCCAGCAAGGGCCACUGAAAUCAAAUGAGGAUGAGAAAGCCGGAGCAACUUAAUCCCCCAAAACAAGACACUGCAUGGAUGAAAGAACAAAGUGUGCAGAAUGGGACUAAAUCAUUGGAGGAAGAGAUACUGAGAAAGGAGCAAGUUUAUGAUGGAGACAGGACCCAGCUACAGAAACAUCAUCAAAUGCCGGAGGAAAUAUGGCAGAGCUUGCAGGGGAGAAUGACAUCAUCAAGAGAACAUGGAUAGGGCGUUUAGAGUCCUUCAAAACACCUCACAAAAGGAAAAAACAGCAAGCAUCAGCCAACCACCCGGACAUGUUAAAAAGGGGGAUGCCAUUUCUCAAAGAACAGGAGGUGAAGAAGUCCACACAACGGAGCCCACAGGUGGAUAAAUUACGUAAAAGCCCAAGUGAGAUACAAGAAGAGGCAGCAGUUGAAGAGCUGCCAUCAUAUGCAGAGAAUUCAGAAAUUAAGCUCAUUUCAGGAUAUCAUUCCUUCUCGACCCCAACUGGAAGCAGUUGCUGCACAAAGACAAGGAUCUUUGCCACCUGGGUAUGUGGAAGCCAUGAAUGUCUCUGGUGAAAAUAAUACUGCCGUUGUGGGCAGUUUUUUCAACCAGUAUCAAUCUUCAGUUGGACUAUACCAGCAAGUGCUUCAGGUAAAUAAUUUACUAUACCAGCAAGUGCUUCAGGUAAAUAAUUUUCCAAAUCAGUAUAUGUUUGCAUGCUUUCCACUUUUUCCAUUUCUCAUUGCUCCUCGCAUGAAAUAAAUAAUACAAUUGUACAUGCACUAGGUGGUACAUAACAUAAAAUAAUGUAACAAACAAUUAACCAAUAAAACCUAUCAACUUGAGUUGCACUUACAAACAAAUAAAACUUGUAAAAACUGACGCUGAAAUUCAGAGGUACAUCUUAUUUUAACAUUGAAAAUGUUAAAAUCCUAAAAUAAAAAAAUUCCUCAGAAAAAUUUCUUUCCAAUGGAGCUUUCUUUACGUAUUGAUGGUCACGCCAUGCACCAUGUAGAGACUUGAGUAGCAUUACCCAGGACUGCAGGAUGCUUUAAAAAUCCCAUCUUUUGUUUCUGAUGGUUUAUGUUAUUAGGAGAUGGCUAAACAAACCCGCCAACUCAACAUACAUAUAUGCCACUUCCCCCCCCCCCCCGAUGAUUCACUGAAGUAUUGUCGGAAGCAGAUUAUCAAGUACUACCAGGAAACAACCAGCACCAUAAGCAUGCACACCCCUUGGAUCCUUCCAGGACCAUGGAUACUGAUGAGCUGUUUUUCAUUUACUGCUCAAUUGGUGUUACCUUCCUAUAAGCCUGCACACCCCUUGGAUCCUUCCAGGACCAUGGAUACUGAUGAGCUGUUUUUCAUUUACUGCUCAAUUGGUCUUACCUUCCAGUUGUAGAGGAACAAGUAAUUCUAGCUUCAUGGUUAGAUAUAUUCAGGCCAGAAAAAGUAGGUAAUUGUAUCCCUUCAAGUGAGGCAAUAUGUGGUAAGAAAAUGUUUUUGUUAAUUUUGGAUAAACAUCUCCCGGCGCAAAUCCAUCCUUGGACAUUACUUUUUUGUUAAAAGUUACCAAUGCAAGCAGUGUGCUCAAUCUAAUGUUUCCACUAACUAAAUUCAAAUUUUACCACCAGGCACAUUACUGACCAAGAUGAGAUUGAUUGAGCUGACUGAACACUAUGAAGAAGAAACUGCCUUCUUAUCGGAUGUAUUAGAUGAAAUUCCUCCUCAUGUUCUUUGUUCUCCUUGAGGUGUAUUAAGAGUUAAGGAUAUAUUGGAAAAAAGCAUCUUGACAAAAAGUUGUAUCUUAGUAACAACAUGACCGCACAAGGUUGGGUAUGCCCUCAAUGAGUACUCACAACUCGCAUACAUUGAAGUAUUGGGGUAAAUAUCCAGCACUGUGAACACAUGCACCAGAAAGUACUUUGCAGAAAAUGUAAGGUCAGCAGAAGAAGUGAUAUCUAAUCUGAAAUGCAGUAUAUGUGGAAAUAUAGGCCCCAAUGAUGCUGGUCUUCAUAUGCAAAACUUGGGAAAAGCAGUCAAAAUUACCUGAAAGAACAACAUUGCUAUUUAGGGAAAUUGUUGAGAUUCUUGUCAUUUGCCAUUGCAAUGAAGGCAAGGAUAAAAGGAGCUGAUGAGAUCAAGUUUGUGUGGAUUAGGGCAAGUCACCCUGGAUGGGUUACUAGACUCUGAUGGUCAAAGGUCCAUUUUCUCUGCCAAAGAGUAUAUUUAAAGAUGGAUGUGGAUUGGGUUUCCUUCAACAGGAAAGUUCACGUAAUGGCCAGAGUUGUAUAGUGACCUUCCUGCACAAGUCCUUCCAAGAAUAUUGCGCAGGGGUCAGCUUUGCCAAUUUGACAUACAGAGAAAGGUUCUGUGAGAAGUUGAAGAAAAUGUGCAAAAGUUGCAAAAAUGUGAAAGCAAUGCAGCGACCCCUUCAGUUCACGUGAGGCUUGGCAUCAAACUCCCCUGCUACCAGACUCAUCUUGAAUCAUGUUAGAAAUCUGCGCCUGGGACCACAUGAGUUGAACGCAAUGUGUUUGAACUAAUUAUUGUUGUUUGAGUCCGAUUCUGAUGAAUUUAUUGAUAUGUGUGGAACAGUCAAAGUGGUGUGUAAUUGGGAAGAUUUGACGUCACUCCUGUAUUACUUGAAGUGUGACCCGCAUCCAUGUCAAGACACCGAGUAUAAAUUGCACUGUGACUCAUUUGAGGCACUGACAUUGUUGAGAGAUACAUGUAUUCUAUGGAGUGGCAAACUUAAGCCGGGCAGUAGUCAGGAUUCAAAGGGAUCCGUACUGGAAGUCAACUACACCGUACCUGAACAAGGGAAUCUGGAGAUGUUGCACCUGGAGAGAAAAUACUUGCAAAAAUGAAUGCUGAGCUUCGGACAAACUUCAGUUUAUACAACUCUUCCCACCUUAGAGGCAUGCAAAAUCACUGAAGACCGCCUGGCCAGUGACCCUUCCCUCGCUGACCGCACCACCCUCUCACCCAGCCAGAUCACCGACCUCAUCCGGCUCUGCGUAUCAUCCAGCUAUUUUCAGUUUCAAGGCCAGUUCUACGAACAGACGGCAGGGACUUCCAUGGGAUCUCCUAUAUCCCCAGUCCUCGCCAACAUCUUCAUGGAGGAAUUCGAAUCAUCUUCUCUUCUCACCGCCGACCGUAAACCCACCCUGUGGCUACGCUACGUAGAUGACACCUUUGUGAUCUGGCCCCACAGUCAAGAUGCACUUCAAGACUUCUUGGGUACCUCAACCAGCAGUAUCCCACCAUCAAGUUCACCAUGGAGCAGGAGGAAGAUGGUCAACUUUCCUUCCUCGACAUCCACCUUACAAGACACACAGACGGCACCCUCGACCACCGCGUCCACCGCAAGCCAACCCACACAGACCGGUACCUUCACCACAGGUCAUUCCACCACCCAGCCAUUAAGUCAUCGGUCAACAGUGCCCUCGUACGGCGAGCCUUCCAAAUCUGCAACCAAGACAACUUGUACCAGGAACUCCAACACAUCAAGACCGCCCUCCACCUCAACGGCUACCAACGCAUCAACCUCACCAAAGCCUCCUCCCAAGACGUUAGGGUCCUCUAUACCCGAAGUCACCCCACCCUCCCCGGCGUUAGGGUCUCCUAUACCCGAAGCCAAUCCUCCUGCCGCUACCAUUUGCCUCCCGUACCUUGGCCCCGUCUCCCACCAACUUCGGAGUAUGCUACAAGCCGCCAACAUAAAAGUGUUUCACUCGUCUCCCAACAAGCUCCAAGCCCUUUUACACUCCCACAAAGACAAGCAGCCCUCCACCACUCACCCCGGAGUUUACCGCAUUCCAUGCGGUCAGGUGUAUAUCGGGGAAACAGGAGGGAAGCCUCCCGACCCUGUAUCAAGGAACACCGGGCACAUGGCCGACGAGAAGAAUAAGACAAGUCGGCCAUCAUCAAGCAUGCCCACGACAGAGACCACAACAUCAAAUGGGACAAUGCAGAACUUAUCGCCCCCAUCAAAAACUGGAUGCCAAGAAGAAUCCGUGAAGCCAUAGAGAUUUUCCGUCACAACACCGUUCCCCAAGACAUCGGCUUCAAGCUCAGCGACAUCUGGCGUCCCCUACUCUCUCCAGUACACCACCCCUCCCAGGGAAGUAGGGUCUCCUAUACCCAAAACCCUCAGGCACCGGGUCCUCUUUACCCAGCCUAACCCCCCUUUCCCGCCCAAAGCAAAGCUUCAAAUCUUACUUAUCUUCCUUAAUGAGAAGUCAGCCUUUGAUAUUGAAUACAUAUUGGAACACCUAACCUAAGUAUCCAACCAAUUGCUAGAAGUCAAGGGGUGUGGCAGUUCACAGUGUCACCAUAACAAAUACGCUAAGGAAGUGCAGUAGGCUGAGACCUGUCAAUUUGGCUCAUAUCAACCUGAAUGGUAAGGUAAGCAGGCUAGCUGCUCUUAUUCCUCCAUCCUCCAUGUUGGUAUUGGAGGCACAUAGAUGAGAUGAUGACGUCCGUGAUCUGAUCAGCAUUCUCCCUGCUGGGCAUAGUUUGAGGAGUUUCCGUGUUCCCUGCAAUGCAUUCAGCUUGAAGGGAUUAAAGACCCUGACAGCCCAUCUCUGGGGCCUCCCACAGCUAUUCAGAUUCCAGCUUGAAUAUAAAGGUCCAGAUUCAGAUCAGGUUGAGAAGAUCAUUAUGGAAAAUAUUCCUUACUGUAGACCUUUUAGAAGCUUAGUUAUUACGUGAAAAUUUGCAUAUCAUUCAACAAAAUGUUGAUGCAUUUCACAUACAUAUAAGGACAUGCCAAACAAAGUCUUGGGCUUCUAUAACCCUGUUCACUCUUAAGGAACACGGAAAAAUCAGGCAGCACUGCAUUGAAAACUUUGCUGACAUUCAUCAUAAGCAAUUCUAGAAGCAACAAUGUCUUGAAUUGCUAAUUCAGUUAAAGCACCUAAACAUUACCAGAAAUCCUUAAAAUGCCCAUCCCGUGUGUGGCUUGUCUACUUCGUUACGCACACAUGCAAUACGUGGUAUUGUGUAACUAAGAGCAAACUCGGCGCGGUCUGUCUGUAGAAAUAUGCCGCUGAUUACCCGACAAAAAAGGAUUAAAUUCUGCGGGUUGAUGAACCCUGUUUACCCUAGUUUUAAGAAGAAGCGGCUGUACAACGUCUGCGUGAUGAAGAACCAACUGUGGCCCAUCUCCAGAGUUAUUUGUCGUAAAAAAAUGAGAGGUUUGUACUUGCCUUGUGUGUCUUGGUAAUGCUUGAGCUUGGUAGGGCCUAUUAAUGUAGGACAACUUUCAGUCGUGACACUGCAGUCACAGUCAUCUGGUCAUCAUGGUCUAGCCUACGCUAGCCUACACCCUACGUUAAUGAAAGUGUAGAACCAGACUACAAAACGCUGUUUCAGAACUUUUGCUGUCACCGGCUAACUAUCCACUGCCUAUUUUGUUUUGAAAUUUGAGUCACAGUCGUUUUUUUUUUAACUUUCAGGGCAACAAAUACCUCAUCAACUGGAAGAAUUGGCCCCUGACUGCUUGCUCUUUGGAACCAGAGAUCAACCUCAUCCAAGAUUUGAUCACAAGUUUUCAGCAUCCUGAAGUGAAAAACCGUAAACAGCUGGGACAUUUUUCACUGGUGCAAGCUUUCCAGAAAGUUCUCUGGUACAACCGAUCUGAAUUGCAUCCCGUUGAUGUUAGUUUACCACUAGACGUCUUCAGGCACUUUUUUGGAAACACUGGAGUUCCUUCUGCCAGAGUCAGAAGCUACAAGGAGUACCACAAGGAAGGUUUUAGCAACUAUGGAUUACCAAGAGGGUGACAACAUCUGGUCAACUCUGACUUUUAUGGACGGACUCUCGUGUUCCCAAUUUUAAUGCAACCAGUUUUACAAUGGUCUACAGAGAACUUUUGCAUUGUUGACGGAGAGGUACAGAGAAUCACUCCCUUUCCAGUGGAGAAAAUCUUGAUCCGGUGUUGUGCAGAUGCAUUCAAAUUGGACACACAAAUGUUCACUUCUUCAAAUGGAACAAGACAAGACAUAGUGGCCUCGACCGACAUGUAUGUGAUAUUGUCCAGUUCUAAAAAUCUUGCAGUCAGUUGUGGGCAGCAAUGUCACUCAGUAAACCAGUUUUGCAGACUGUGUUCAACCCUCGUUUUCAGAACAAUCAGUCAAUCAAAAAUUCCAACAUUCAUUUUCAGUUACUCUCCCAUUUCAAACAUGCCUUGAAUGGUUUUACAUUUGUGAUGGAGUACCCUUAAAGUACACUGAAUUGUUUGGAAAGUUUCUGUAUGAACAUUACAUACUUCCUUCGGAUGCUUCUGAAAGUCAAGAUAUAUGUUGUAUUUCAACUUUUCUGAAAGUAAUAAAAAAUUCAAACCUAGGGGGAAGGGGGUGCCCUAGCCCCCCAAAACCCCUCUCCCUAUUCAAUGUACCACUGCUUCAGAGAUGAGAUUGCACUCUGGCAUAUAAAGAGGGUUGCACUGUGGGGCUGCAUAUGAAUGCCAUAAAGACUUGGUUAAUGCCUGAAACCACAUGGUGCAGGUUGAGAUCCAAACAGAAGAUGGCAGCCUAGCUACUUGAAGUGAAAAAAAUUUAACUAUUUGGGAACUUGGGUUGAGAGCACAGAGUAGAACAUCAGCGUAUAACAGGCACAAGCAUGGAGAUCCUGCAAGAAACUAAGUAACAUAUGCAAAUAACCAUUACCCAAACAUAUCACCUAUUCCAAGCCACUGUUGAAAGUCUCCUGCUGUAUGUUGCAAAACCUGGACAGUCACUAAGAAACUUGGAAUGGCAAUGGGCGGACCGGUGCACACUAGUAACUGCACUGAACAUGACCUGGAAAAUGCACGAAUUAAAAAGAAUAGCAUGGGAAUGUCCAUUCUUGCUGUAAUUCCAAGUCAUGUCACACAAAAGAUCGUUUAACUUUGCAGGACAUGCACUAUAACUGGACUGAUGUUAGGAUACUACAAGAGGUAAUCACUUGGAUACCAAAACAAGGAAAGAGAUGACCUAUAAUAUGAAGACCUUCAACUUCAAGAAGACACAAGAUAUGAAACUCUAUGAAACGCAAGUGGAAAAUAUCAUGCAGGAUUGAUUCAUUGGCAAGCCAUAAUGGAUGCCCAUGUUUAACAAUAAGAGUCAAUGGAAGCAAAAGUAAGCAAUGUUCCAUGGGAUUACAAUGCAGCCUGGGACAUAUCUGAGCCCAAACUUGUACAGUGACCAUGUGUGCCGGAAUACAGUGGUCAAUAGUAGCAAUUUCUAAAAACACUGUAACUGAUCAGUGCAUGAAGCACUAACCUAAGCCAGCAGGACAGAAAGUAAAUUAAUGUGGGUUAAAACUCUGGAUAUUUACUUGAUAUGCUUUCUGUAGACAGUCUGGUCUAAUAUGAUGGAAUGAUCUGUCAGGGGAGGCGAGUCUAAUAAUAUUCUGGUAUUUUCUGUACAAUAUAAAAGUGCCCCCCCCCCGGUGAGAGACGAACCACACAUUCCUGACAGUUGCAAAAUGUCGUCUUGGCUAAGAAGAAAGAUAGCACAAAAGGUUUUAUGUUGAUUAUCGGGCACUAAAUGCUAUCACAAUAAAAGACACACACCUUUUGCCUAGAAUAGAUGAGACAGUGGACACCCUGGCUGGUGCCACUUGUUUUCAACACCAGAUUUAGCAUCCGGCUAUUGGCAGGUAGAGGAUGCCAGCCAAAGGUCUGCUUUUGUGGUCUGUAAUGGUCUAUAUAGGGGGAAAUGUAUGACAUUUGAACUCUGCAAUGCCCCUGCCACAUUUUGAGAGACUGGAGAAAGUCUUUUCAAGGUUGCAGUAGAAAUCCUGUUAAUUUACUUUGAUGACAUAAUUGUCUUUGGCAAGAGUGUUCCAGAGGAGAUUAAAUCCAAGUUGCGGGAGGCUGGACUAAGUUGUCCUCGCUUAUGUGAGUAGGAAGUUCAGCAAAGUGGAGAAGGAUUACUGUGUGACGAGGAGAGAACUUCUAGCAGUAGUAACCUACUGGAAAAAUUUCAGGCAGUAUUUGUACGGUCAGAAGGCCACAGUUUGAACGGACCAUGCUGCUAUGAAGUGGUUACUCCAGUUCAAGUACACCUGCAAAAUUUUGAGAAGAAAUUCUGAGUGAAUUGCAUGGAGGCAAGCUCGGUUGCCACUUAAGUGUGAACAAGACUGUGGCAAAGGUCAAAGUAAAAUACUUUUGGCCUGGACUUUGAGGGGAUGUGAGGUCAUUCAUCCACAGGUGUGCCAUGUGUGCACGAAGAAAAUCCCCCGCGAAAAAGCGAAGGGCUCCUUUGGAGCAGUGCUACAUAGGUGACCCAAUGGAGAGAGUGGCAUUAGAUUUGCUUGGGCCACUGCCCGUGACAGCUAGUGUUAAUACAGUCAAAUCCGAACACCUUUGUAAAACAGCCUCUUGUCCAUAGCGGCCACUUCUACAUGAUUCUGAUCGACAUUGCGCGUAAUUUGUUGGUCGCAGGUUUUAAUAUUGUGGCCUCUGUCCAACGCAGCCAGCAGACAGGCGUCUUGGAAUGGUGCGUGUACAUAAAUAUUGUGAGAGAACAUCCACAUUCCGGCCAAAGAAAAGUGAAGGGCGCCCUCUUGUGGUGCAUCAAAUUUGUAAAGUCAGAUACCUGGACUUUUUUUGUCGUGGUCAAGCAUGCCAACUACCUAGCCCGACACGUUCGGUCCCAGCACGGUGGUGCCGCCGGUGGAGAGGCUGAAGGAGCAGCGGGCGGUGUCCCAGUCAGACAGGUGUCACUGCAGAAGAGGAACUACCGUCGGAGGGGAGGCUGUACUUCGGAGGCAGAUGGUUUUCCGCUAGCAGUUUUCAGCUGGCCUGAGAGAAUGCAAGCCGACGGAGGAGUUCCGUCGGAGCAUUAGGGUAGACACAGAAACCCAAACGGAGGCCGUACUAAAGAGGGAGGAAUUCACCACGGUUACACGUGAGACGCUGGAGGAACCAUCGGGCCUGCGCACAUACAGGGAGACGGAAUCAGUCGGCCUCAGAGAGCCAGGAGAUAUUUGGUGGCGAACCUGGAACAGAGACAGUCUAAACGGUGAAUAGGCCAGAUAAACAAGAGACUUUGCAGUGGGUAGACCUCGCUGACUGUGGUGUUCUUGUUUGAUUUGGGAAUCAACUUGGGGCCUAAAUCAACGCUAACUAACAUUCUCGUGGACACCCAGGUAGGCCUAAGCCUUUUGAGAAUAAGUGAACAUUAAUAUUGUUGUUUUUGUGAUGAUUGUUUGACUCAAUUUCUGUGUUUCUUCUAAUUCUCCUUUUAAUCAAGACAGUCAUUUUUCUAAAUUGAGUGAAAUCUUAGAAAUGUGCCCUAUUCUGGAGAAUAGGCUUCUUCGUAGGAGGGGGUAGUGUAACAGACAUUUGUAAAGCCUUUUUCAUGUUUUAUUGCCAUGUUAAUCUUUUGUAGGCCGCCGGCGGCGCUGAGGGCCGCCGGCGGAGGGCCUCCGGCGGAGUGCCCUGACCUGUUUCUCUUGUGCUGUGUACGCACCUAAAUUGGUUUCUAUUUUGGGGCGUUGUGGUUUGGCGGGCGCGGGAGGGAAAUUGGAAAAGUGCCUGGGUGGCCUUAGAAAUUGUUAUACAAUUGUUAUGCAAUGUUAUACAUUGUGAUACAUGCUGUGUUUUGUAGAGCUCAAGUGUCACGUAGGCAGUAGUUGUUGUUCUGACGGCCGUGUGGAAGGUCAUGCACCGAGUUUGGUGAAUAAAACAACUAAAUUCUUUUUGGAAGUCCUGUAUCUGUCUCCCCUCUUUUGCGUUACCGGGUUUUGAGGGACAAUAGCACCCAGGUCUAUGCUACAGGAUAAAAUUUAUGCUGUCCCUUGUAACUCGACAAAAACCUGAGUGUCAUUUUCUCCUAUGUCUCGUCAACUUAUUAUAGACCGUCAUGUUAUCAAUUUUAUUUUUCUUAAUCUUGUUUUCAGGUGAUAAAGUACAUGACGUUGGAAAUAAAUGUUAAGUUUGUCAUUUAUGUAUACAGAAAAGCGAGACAGACAACAAGUCCAACCUAAUGGAGUUAGAAGGCCUUAUUAGGACAGUCAGAUGGCUUGAUGAACAGGGUGUAGACAUCGGGACAGUUUGUCACUGAUAGCCACAACCAAGUUACUAAGUACAUCCGUGAGAAGCUCAGACCCCGUGGAGUUAAGCACUUCUAUGACAUAUGGCAUGUUGCAAAGGUUAAGUUGGACUUGUUAUGGAAGUUGCUGCAGAUAAAAAAAUUGAGGUUCAGCAUCUUUCAUCAUAUAUGAUUUUUUUUUAAAUUGUUUUCUGCCAUUUCUUAAAAUCUAAUAAGGUCUGAAAAAGAAGCUUACUGUUAUGGCAAAAAAAGACAAGAAAUACAGAGCUGGAUACAGGGCAUCGUUAACAACCUGUAUUGGGUUGCCACAUCAACAUCUGAUGGUGAUGGAGACUUGAUGUUGGCAAAGUUUGCCAGCAUUGUGAAUCAUGUCCUCAAUGUUCAUCAACAUGACAAUCUACUGUUUCCCCACUGUGCCCAUGGUGAUUUGGAGGAAAGGAAGUGGCUCAUCCCAGGUAUGAGGCUUUAUUACACAUGGAAAUAAUUAUGUGCAUCAGUUUGGCUGUAUAUUGCAUUUCAAUGCCAACAAACAUUUACAUUGAAUUUAUUUGUAUUAACCAAAGUAUUCUAAUGUUCUUUA